CCCUGCCUCCCCGGCCCCCGCGUCGCCCGCAGUCCGCAGAGUUCUAGCCGAAACCCCACACAGCUCCGCCUCCGCCUCCGCCUCCGCCUCCACCCAGUUCACCCGCUCACCUCCUCCCAUCCACCACCGCGCGGCGGCGCAUGGAGGCCGGCGGCGAGGAGUUCGCGAUCGGCGUUGUGAUCUCCGCGAAGACCACCCUCGGGGAGGAGUUCGAGGGCCAGAUCGUCGCCUUCGACCGCCCCUCCAACCUCCUCGUCAUCCAGGAGGGCGUAGGGAGGGCGGAGAGAGGGGAGCGGCGGAACGUGAGGGUGCUCAAGGCGAACUACAUCCGGGAGUUCUCCGUGAUUGGCAAGGGCGACGACCCGCUAGACCCGGCCGGCUGCAUGCUCGACCUCCCCGCCAUCCAUGCCCGGGAGGAGGCCGCACUCAGGCAAGCAGAGAUUGAAGCUGAGAGAAUUGGUGUCGGUGUCACCCCAGAAGCUCAAAGUAUAUUCGAUGCAUUGUCCAAGACGCUUCCAGUUCAGUGGGACAAGACUGACAUUGUUGUAAUGAAGGAGGUUCGUGUUUGCAGUCCAUACCUCCCUGAAAAUGUGAGCGGCGGAACAUCGGCUGCGAAUGAACGGGUUAGGAAAGUGGUUGACUUUGAAAGGAAAAGAUUACAUGCGCGUGUACCUGGCCAACUCGCUUAACCUAUCUGGCUUGGCUAAUUAUUUCAUUAACCCCCUUGUUCUCUAUUUCUAAUACUGUACCCAUUUGCUUAUUUUCAUCAUUUACUUUCUGAAAAAUUGUUUCAGCAAAAAUCCUUGUCAUAAUAAUCACAUCAACUAGUUAAUUAUGUACUCUUUGAUAGA
This is a messenger RNA of Phragmites australis (common reed), 851 nucleotides long. RefSeq lists its product as uncharacterized. The transcript has 5 exons. The record is from RefSeq and is a predicted model, not a curated record. The coding region runs from base 141 to 689 and encodes 182 amino acids. Lineage: Eukaryota; Viridiplantae; Streptophyta; Magnoliopsida; Poales; Poaceae.